AUCGCGCUCGGCGGGAAACUCACUCUGAGGGGAACAGUCGGUGCCGCCAUUUUAUAUCUCUCAUCCUGUGCUGCUCGCUCCGCCGCUCUCACGCCAUGGGCGUCCUCAGCCACCUCAUACUGGAGGACUUUAAGUCGUGGCGGGGGCGGCAAAUCAUAGGGGCCUUCAGACGCUUCAAUUGUGUGAUCGGCCCCAAUGGUUCAGGAAAAUCAAACUUGAUGGAUGCGUUUAGUUUUGUAAUGGGUGAGAAAACAACUAACUUAAGAGUUAAAAGUCUUCGAGAACUUAUUCAUGGAGCAAAUAUAGGGAGACCGGUCUCUUCCACUGCCAGUGUGCACUUGGUCUAUUGUGAGGAGGAUGGGGAGGAAACAACUUUUUCCAGGAUUAUUGUAGGAGGUUCUUCAGAAUAUCGACUCAAUAACAGUCUUGUAGGACGUUCAGCAUAUGUUGCUGAGCUUGAAAAGAUUGGAAUCAUUGUAAAAGCCAGAAAUUGCCUGGUAUUUCAGGGAGAAGUGGAGUCUAUUGCAAUGAAGAAACCUAAGGAAAGGACUCAUCUUUUUGAGCAAAUCAGCAACUCCGCAGAAUUAGCAGAAGAAUAUGCAGUAAAAAGAAAGCUGAUGUUAGAGGCGGAAGAAGACGCACAGCACAGUUACGCCAAGAAGAAAACUGCAGCAGCUGAGCGUAAAAAUGCCAGGCUAGAAAAGGAAGAAGCAGAUUACUAUAAGAGACUACAGGAGCAAGCAAAGGAAAGCAAGGUGCAGCUCCAACUUUUUCAACUUUAUUACAAUGAGAAAAAGAUGGAAUCUUUAUUGAGGGGUUUGAAGGAGAAACAACAAGACAAUCACAUCCAGAAGAAGCAGCUUUCAAAUGUUGAAUUGGAAUUAAAAGAUGCUAAAAAGAAUCAUGGGAGGCUGAACAGGGAAAUGCAACAAAUUGAAAAAGAAAUAAAGGCUCAAGACUUAUCACUGAAUCACUCAAGGCCCCAGUACAUUAAAGCAAAAGAAAAUACUGCACACCAAAUAAAGAAAGUGGAAAUGACUAAAUCUACCUUGAAAAACAGUGAAAAACGCUGCUACAAACUGGGCCAGGAGAUUGCUGAACUAGAAAAGGAUAUAAAUGAAGUACAGAAGGCCAGCAGAGAAUUCGAUAGAAAAGUUGAAGAGGAUCGUGCAAAAAGGCAGAUUAAUGUUGAGCUGGAACAAAGUCAGUUAGACCAGUACAGGUCACUGAAGGAUGAAUCCAGAAAGAAAAGUGCAGUUUUGGGGCAGCAACUGGAGAAACAUCGGUGGGAACAAAAGACUAACCAAGAAAAACUAGAAGCUGACAAGAGGAGGCGAGAAGAAGUAGAGGCAAAUAAAAAGUUUGUUGAGGAACAGAUAGAAGAGUACAACAAGAAGACAGGGAAAUUACAGGAUUACAUCAACACAUGCAUAAAAUCACUUGAAGAGUACCGGAACCAAGAAGAACAAUUCAUACAUGAAAUUGAAUCCGGGAAACAGAGGAUGUCUGAGGUUAAUGAGGAACUUAACAGCACUGUCAGCAACCUGCAAAAUGCCCGGAUUGAUUACAAUGAAGGCAGCCGUAAGAAGAUGAAAGCAGAGAUUCUAGAGAGCAUGAAAAGAAUGUAUCCUGAUUCUGUGUUUGGCAGAUUAUUUGAGCUUUGUAGCCCAAACCAUAAAAAAUAUCAACUUGCUGUUACCAAAGUCUUUGGCAAUAACAUGAAUGCCAUUGUUGUAUCAACUGAGAAGGUGGCAAGGGACUGCAUCCGGUUUCUCAAGGAGGAAAGGGCAGAGCGGGAGACUUUUCUGGCCUUAGACUACCUGGAGAUAAAACCAAUCAAUGAAAAACUAAGGCAAAUUAAAGGAUGCAAAAUGAUGAUUGAUGUCAUUCAGUGUUCAAGUGCUCACCUGAAGAAAGUCGUUCAUUUUGUGUGUGGGAAUGGACUGGUGUGUGAAACCGUACUGGAGGCAAGACACAUUGCAUUUGAUGGCCCCGAAAGGCUUAAAGUUGUUGCUUUAGAUGGAACUUUGUUCUUGAAAUCGGGUGUGAUAUCAGGUGGUUCAAGUGAUUUACGGUUCAAAGCUAAGCGCUGGGAUGAGAAGGAAAUAAAUGAAUUAAAAGAAAAGAGAGAUACGUUGAUGAACGAGCUGAAAGAACUAAUGAAGUUAAAUAGAAAGGAAAGUGAUUUAAAACAGCUACAAGCUCAAGCUCAGGGGACACAAACUCGUCUCAAAUACUCUCAGAGUGAGCUCGAAGUCGUUAAGAAGAAACAUCUUGGAAACCUCUUAGCGGAAAGAUCUAAGCUAGAAAGUGAGUUCUUGAAUUUUGAUUCUCAGCUUGCGAUGUUAAUGGAGGAACUUGAAGGACGAAGAGUGAACAUUGAAGAUAUUGAAGAACAAAUGAAUAAGGUAGAGGAUAAAGUGUUCAAGAGAUUUUGUGAGGAAAUUGGAGUAGCUAACAUUCGAGAUUAUGAGGAACAAUAUGUGAAGCAACACCAAGAAACUGACAAGAAAAGGCUCGAAUUUGAAAACCAUGAGACCCGUUUGGAAGUUCAACUUGGAUAUAGUCGCGGACAACUUAAGAAAGAGGCAGAAAAGAUGAAUAAGCUAAAAGAUGCUUUGGGAAGUGAAGAAGAAGCAGUCACCAAGCUUAAAAAGGAUGAAAGUCGGUUUCGCAACGUAGUGGAGAGAACUUUAUCUCAGCUACAAGAGUUCAAAAACCAACUGACUCUUAAAAAAUCGGAGGUUGCGGAUGCUCAGAGGUUUGUUGAAGAAAUACGAAGGAAACUUUUGAAUAUCAACAGGGAGGUAGGCAAGAAGCAGAAGGAAACAAUGACUGUUGAAAGUCUGUUAGAGCAGAGAAAAUUAGAGAGGCACAAUUUGCUUCUGGAUUGCAAAGUACAAGAUUUGCAAGUAACUCUGCUAGCUGGCUCCCUGGAUGACAUUACAGAAAUAGAGCUGGACACAGAAUCUGAAAGUACUCUAGCUUCUGCAGAUAUCUAUGAAAGAGAAAAGAACAUUUGCAUAGAUUAUAGUGAUCUUUCCGAUGAUUUAAAGGGCUUAGUGACGGAUAGUGAAAUCUCUGCUGAACUUGUGAAAAUGCGUCAAGAAUGUAUCGACCAUGAAAAUAGUUUACUAAAAACAGCUGCUCCAAACUUAAAAGCCAUAGAAAAACUGCAAAAUGUCAGUAACAAGUUUCACGAAACCACAAAUGCGUUUGAGGCCAGCAGAAGGAGAGCCACUCUGUGUAGGAAAGAAUUUGAGCAGGUGAAACAGAAGAGAUAUGAUCUGUUUAUCCAGUGCUUUGAGCAUGUUUCUGUAGCUAUUGAUGAGAUUUAUAAGAAGCUCUGCAGAAACGUCAGCGCUCAGGCCUUUCUUAGUCCUGAGAAUAUAGAGGAGCCUUAUCUCGAUGGAAUUGGAUAUAACUGUGUAGCUCCAGGAAAACGUUUUAUGCCCAUGGACAACUUGUCUGGUGGAGAGAAGUCUGUGGCUGCGCUGGCCCUGGUGUUUGCUAUUCACAGCUUUCGUCCUGCACCAUUCUUUAUUUUAGAUGAAGUAGAUGCGGCCCUGGAUAACAGUAACAUUGGCAAAGUGACCAGUUAUAUCAGAGAGCACACAAGAGAGCAGUUCCAAAUGGUGGUCAUUUCUCUAAAGGAGGAGUUUUAUUCCAAAGCAGACGCAUUGUUUGGAGUAUGCUCAGAGCAAGGUGAGUUAUCCAGCCAAGUGAUGACACUGGACCUUACGAUGUAUGACGACGAUGAGGAGGAAGACUCUGAAAGUCACAGAAAGAAAUAAGAUGAGAUGUUAUCAGUGUUGGACGUUCCUCUUUGUAUUGAAAAUUUGAACUGUAUCCUCAGUUUUGUAGGUUUAUUUUGUUAGUUUAAUAUGAAUUGUGAUUUUAGUAAAGAUGUGACUAUACUUCUGCCUUAUUAGGCCUAGUAGAUGGCAAAUCUAUUAAUUUAUAUAUAUAUAUAUAUAUAUAUAUAUAUAUAUAUAUAUUAUUAUUUUUUACACAUUUAUAUAUAUAUAUAUAUAUAUAUAAAAAACACAACAGUAUCUUUAUUUUGCGCCGAGUUCAAAGCAGCACACCGGGAGGGGUCCCUGUUGAAAGAACUCAAUAGCAUACAAAAUACAAACAGUUCCCCAAGUGCGCUAAAUAGGAAUGUAUCUACAAUAAUUCUUCCAGUGUUGUUUCCAUGAGUCAGAAUUGAAUACUGGAGAAGUUUUGUGUCUGGGAACCUGUAACGGACACCCCUCACCAGAAUGGUCACCCAAACAAAAGGCCCAAGGCCAAUUAGUAAAAAGUUGUUUUAAUAACACAUAUUUGCACAGGAUACAGUUUUCACAUAAAAUUCAUCAUGUAGUGUUUACAGAAAUGUAUUUAAAAUGAUAACAGUAAAGGAUAACCAGUAAGUUCGUUGUGUGGUCUUUAACUCUUGAUACUCCCUCACCUUUUCCAAGGUGCGAGCUCAAAUGGGAGUAUCUUCACAGACUAAACUGGAAACUCCUGACUGACAAACCCAACACGUUUCGUCUUAUCGACUUCAUCAGGGGUAACAAGUAUAUAAAACGGGCUUAUUUGCCAUUAAUGUUAUUGGCAAAUGGCAAAUAAGAUACAUUCCUAUUUAGCGCACUUGGGAAACUGUUUGUAUUUUAUAUAUAUAUAUAUAUAUAUAUAUAUAUAUAUAUAUAUAUUUGUAUAUAUGGUGCCAGCCUUAUAUUAAAUACAUAACUAUGCAAGAGCAAGGUUUCUCUACGGGUUCGGUAUGAAGUACCGAUGGCGGUGUCCCAACCACCAGUAUGCCGGCAGCGGGACGAGCGCUAGUAAGCCCCUUGCAGGCACAGUGGCUCGCUACAGGUUACUGUCUCCCUGUGGGUGUCGUGGACACCCAUAGAGGGAGAAUCACGGACUUCGCCAGUAUUCCGGCGUCGGCAUUGUGAUUGCCAGGAUCCCGUGUAGCGGUAUCUUAACAGCUUCCCUUCUCUACCUAUUGCCACAAAAUACAUUACUAAACAAAAUUAUUUCUUAUGCAAAAUCCUCUGUGGAAAUGAGAAGCAAUUAUAAAUAAAUAAUGUUUCCACAAUAGCUAUUUUAGACGUUCUGCUGGGAAACUCAGGUUCUGGUAGUAUGAGCUCAUUCCAACAGAAAACGUUGCAAACAACGCGCAUAGAGGGGAGUAUAAGUUCAGUCCCACGGCAGAAGUAGCCAUCAGCGUGCAUAGAGGGGAGUAGAAGAUCAGUCAGCGUGCAUAAAUGUCCUGGUCAUCCACUGUCAUCCACAUCAGUGCUGAUCUGUUGGUUGGUACGGGUACCAGACUGCAUGGGGACAUCCCGAUAGCUUCUCCCAGGAUCACCGGCAAGUGUUUUUGCAGCUUUGAGAUCUCCUGAGAACAGUGUAGGAAGAGAGUUCCUACGGAGUGGGUACUGUGCCCUUUCCCCAGGAAUCUCACAAUGGUUCCGUAAUUAACUGCAGCUUGUGCCACGCUUAUAAACGCUGCCAGGUUUACUGUGUAGCUGCACUCAUCAUAGAAUUCAGUUGCCCAGGGCGAAACUUAGCACACAAACGUUAGUUAUGUUUGUGUCCUGAUAGUGUGUGCCUACUGCUCGCACAUGAUGAGAGGUUUCUGCAUGAGAAACGAUUUUGACUUCUAUUAUUUUAUUUUUUUUGUAGAAUUUUCAUAAAAAUUUUACUUAUUUUGAUUUGCACAAUAUAGCGACUUGUCUGUGGCUAUAAAGUGUUGCUUAGAAUGCUUUCCUGUGCUUUGUACAGUUAUGUGUUUUGCAUUUGGUUUGGAGUUAUGAUAUUGUAUUCAGGAGUUGUAUUUGUUUAUAUCACUUGUACCAGAUCAGAAUUAUUUUCUUAGAUAUAUUACUUGUUGUCACCCAACGGCUGUAUUAGAGCUUCAAACAUAAACUGUAGAACCAGGUGAAAACCGCUUGUUUGGGUAUCUAUGUUGACACAGUGCUAUGUAUGGAAUCCACUUACCUCUAAUCAACGUCACUGAUCAUAGAACUCUAGGUUGCUCACAAAUUGUGCAAUUUGAUUGCUCAAUAUUGACCUAAUAACAUUGCGUGUGUUGCCCACCCCUAAUGUGUGGCAAAUGUGGUAACCUGGUGAUUGCAUUAAGACGUGAGGUACUAUUGGUGGACAAGGACUCCUGUGGGCACCCUUUUUAUAUAGUCGUUUGGCCGGACUUGCUAAAUAUAAAAAUGUUUCCUUUAUGUUAAAUGAUUGUGUCAAAUAAUCAGAUUGUACAGUACAAUCAGCUUUCGUUUGCUCAGGUCUGGUCUGUGAUAAAAUGUUUGCUUACAAUAAAAUGGUUUCUUGUACUCUGAUAA
Molecule: messenger RNA, 6338 nt
Organism: Pseudophryne corroboree (corroboree frog)
Lineage: Eukaryota; Metazoa; Chordata; Amphibia; Anura; Myobatrachidae
Gene: SMC1B
Product: structural maintenance of chromosomes 1B
Exons: 25
Coding region: 96-3794 (1232 amino acids)
Biological process (GO): sister chromatid cohesion
Cellular component (GO): nucleus; meiotic cohesin complex; chromosome
Molecular function (GO): ATP hydrolysis activity; DNA binding; ATP binding
Source: RefSeq, a predicted model, not a curated record